This is a messenger RNA of Naegleria lovaniensis, 1464 nucleotides long. RefSeq lists its product as uncharacterized. Gene Ontology annotation, biological process: CAAX-box protein processing. Gene Ontology annotation, molecular function: metalloendopeptidase activity. Bases 1 to 1464 code for a protein of 487 amino acids. Lineage: Eukaryota; Heterolobosea; Eutetramitea; Acrasida; Naegleriidae. The record is from RefSeq and is a predicted model, not a curated record. The transcript is spliced from 2 exons. Gene Ontology annotation, cellular component: membrane.
AUGUCUUCAAGCACAACAGGAGAAGUUGCUUUAUCGGAAACGUCACUUCGUCAUCGAAAAAAUCUUACCAAUGAUGAUAACGUGGAAGGCAUCGAAUUAACAAGUGAUGAAGAAGCUGAAUUACUAAAAGAAGAAGAGGAAGAAGAACGUAGGAAAUUAAUUCAAUCCGGACAAACACCUCCGCCACCCAGUUGGACUCAAUCUUUCUGGCUUCGGUGGUUAGGAAUUGUUUUUCCAAUCAUUCUUUCAUUAGGAGAUGUUGUUUUGUUUGUUUUUGAAUAUCUAUUUACAAACACUAUUGUUCAAACUUUAUUAGCGUCCGUAUCCUUUCACACCUAUAGAUCCUUCUCUUCCAUCCAUAAAUGUAAUGCUUGUACGAUGAAUGCAUUACCACAGGAUGGUACUUUUCAAAAUAAUAAUCAAGCCUUCUCUGCAUUUAAUGAAAUGAUGAAUUUAAAUUGGAAAGAAUGUAUUGCCUGUGUAGUGUCUCAUGAUUAUGCAUUAAUUGCAACUAAUUUUCUCUAUGUUACGGUUUGGACUUGCUGUAUUUGUUAUUAUUUCACGUGGAGAUAUGGAGUAACUUUGAAGAGAAUUAAAAAACCAAGCGCUAAGGCCAUACUCGUUGUUUCAGUCAUUGCCAUAGGAAUGGCUUUGAUGGUUUGGUUCCAAUAUAGAAAUAAUCAAUGGGUCUAUUCAUUGUCAAAUUUUAAGGCUAUUAAGAGAGAUACUAAAAAUCCUUUUGGGCUGUUUGGUACCAAUGAAACUGAUGUUGCAACAAAUUUAGAAACAGCCAAUAACGAAGAGAGUGAUGUUGCUUCAUUUGUCUCUGAAGACACCAUAUUGACUGCCAAUACAACCAAUAUGACGACUCCAUUCCCUGAUUUGAAUGAAGAAGGUUCUCAAGUGGAUUACCUUAAAAUGAUACAACUACUUAUUGGAUCACCAAUAGUUGAGGAAAUUAUUCUCAGAGUUGUGCUCGUUCACAUGUUUUUCAGGAGAACAGGCAAACCAAUUGUUAGCUUUUUCAUGACGAACUUACUAUUUGCUGUUUUACACAUGUUUUCUAUUAAUUGGGGAGCUUCUGAGCUUUACACCUAUUUCCAAGUAUUGGCCGGAUUUGUGUUGGGCAUGUUCUACAGCACUAGAUACUACUUGACUGAAAAUCUAAUAGAAAAUGCCAUGCUCCAUAUUGCGAACAAUAUUUCUGCAAUUUUCAUUCCUGUCACUCUCAAGUUUCAAGAUGUCUAUCCAAAUUAUAUUGUUCCAAUUAUUCUUUCCUUAUCUUUUUACGUGAUCAUGUUGAUUUUGGACAUUGUUAAAAUAAUGCAAAUGCCAACCAAGCAAAUUGUGCCAGUCAUUGAGGAAUCUAAAAACAACACAACCAAUAACGCAACACAACAAGCAUCCAAUGCAGUGCCUGUGUCCACCUCCAACAAAAAGAGCUCCAAAAAAAAGAAAAAUUAA